This is a messenger RNA of Ictalurus punctatus (channel catfish), 1727 nucleotides long. RefSeq names its product retinol dehydrogenase 5 (11-cis/9-cis) (gene rdh5). Bases 348 to 1352 code for a protein of 334 amino acids. The transcript is spliced from 6 exons. The record is from RefSeq and is a predicted model, not a curated record. Gene Ontology annotation, molecular function: oxidoreductase activity. Lineage: Eukaryota; Metazoa; Chordata; Actinopteri; Siluriformes; Ictaluridae.
UUCUAUCUUUCCAUCUUCUAGUUGUAACAGUCCGUUUUAAUAGUACCUCAUUUCCCACAACCUCAAUUAAGCUCCUUCUUUAUCUGUCAGUCUUUGGAAUGACCUGUGUGCGUACAUCAGUUCUAAGCUAUAGUUUUUAGAUCAUUUUUACUUCUUUCAUAGUUGUUCCUCUGCUUCCUGGUUCUAAGUGUAUUGUGUUUUCUGCUUGAUUUCCUGGUUUAUGAGUAUGGAUCUACCCAUGACUGUGUCUACCUGUUCCAUGCUCGCACUUAACACUGAAAUAAAACAGUGGUUGUAUCUAUACUGGCAUGUUGUUUGUUUGAAUCCUGCAUCAUUCAGGACCCCUCAUGGACAUGGAGCUUCUAUACGAAUAUAUCGGUAAGGAUCACCUGGUCUCGUACACUGUUGGUGCCUUUGUGCUGUUGUGGGCUUUGAUAUGGCUGUACCGUGACAGUCUAGAAAUCGACAAAAUCAAAGAGAAGUACGUGUUCGUCACCGGCUGUGAUUCAGGUUUUGGGAACCUGCUAUGUAAACAACUGGACAAACGUGGUUUCCGUGUGUUGGCCGGGUGCUUGACAGACAAAGGAGCAGAUGAUCUGAAGAGAGUGACGGGAUCUUACCUGAAGACCUGCAUACUGGAUGUUACUAGCACAGUUAGCAUUCAGAACGCUGUGGAAUGGACAAAAAAGGAGGUUGGAGACAGAGGAUUGUGGGGGAUCGUGAACAAUGCAGGACGCGCAUUACCCAUGGGUCCUUCUGAGUGGAUGCAGAUUGAGGAUUUCCAGGGCACUCUAAGGGUCAACAUGACCGGUGUGAUCGAGACGACCAUAAAUUUCCUGCCACUUGUCAAGAAAGCCCGUGGGCGAAUUGUUAAUGUGGCGUCAGUGCUGGGAAGAGUGGCAGCAAACGGAGGUGGAUACUGCAUUUCCAAGUUUGCAGUGGAAUCCUUUUCGGAUUGCCUCAGGAGGGACAUUCAACAUUUUGGAAUCAAAGUGUGUAUAAUAGAACCAGGGUUCUUCAAGACCCAGGUGACAAGCCUGGAACCACUCGAACGGGAACUUCAUCGCCUGUGGAACCAGCUGACGCCUGACGUGAAAGAGAGUUACGGAGAGAAAUAUCUGGAUAAGUACAUUAAUGUACAGAGGUUGAUUAUGAAUACUAUUUGUGAUGCUGAUUUGAGUAAAGUGACCAACUGCAUGGAGCACGCUCUGUCUGCUGCUCAUCCAAGGACCCGAUACAGUGCUGGAUGGGACGCCAAACUCCUCUGGAUCCCUCUCUCUUACAUGCCAGCUUGUGUUGUUGACAUUGCACUAAGACUGGUGUUGCCUCGGCCUGUUAAAAGUGUUUUAUAGAUCCAAACUUAAGUUGAAAUUUAUCAUACUCAGUGUUCCCUAGCUAAUUUAGACAGGAGAUUAAAGUAGUCUACUCAAAAGAACAAUUUAUUUACACUGUGUUUAAAUGAUGCAAAGUGACUAAUCUUGCUGUGAAUAUUUUUGCCUUAUUUGAUGAAGCUGAGAAAUUGCUAUGCUACAGGAGACAUCCCUUCAAAAUUGCCUUAGCAGCCAGUAAACCAAAAAUGUCUGACCAAAUUUCUUGUUUAUAACCACUCUGUGCCUUUUUCACACUAUACUUUUACUGGCUGAACAACAACAAUAUUUAAUCAAAGUAUAAUACAAGUUUUUAGAAACACUAAAGCUGUGAAUAAAACCAUACUUUAAUACAACUAA